Brettanomyces bruxellensis is the source of this 912-nucleotide messenger RNA. RefSeq lists its product as uncharacterized. The transcript has a single exon. The coding region runs from base 1 to 912 and encodes 303 amino acids. NCBI's taxonomy places the organism in Eukaryota, Fungi, Ascomycota, Pichiomycetes, Pichiales, Pichiaceae. The record is from RefSeq and is a predicted model, not a curated record. Gene Ontology annotation, cellular component: fungal-type vacuole; plasma membrane.
AUGGCUGGAUACAACUACUAUAUCGACUACGCUCCUAGAUACGCGGGAAACGUGGCGAUCGGCGCUAUUUAUUUUGUCCUCUUGGUGGCCAACAUCACACUAGGUUUUUUAGCAAGAGAUAAGUUCUUUCCUCUGUCUUUUGUGAUUGGAUGCAUCUUGGAGUAUAUGGGAUUCGUGGGCCGGUGCAUGGGCCACUUUAUUCCCACGGAAAUCAGUUGGUUUAUGGUGCAAUCCAUUGGAAUAACGAUCGCACCAAUUUUCUUCAUGGCAGGCAUUUACAACAGUUUUGGUGAGAUGAUUGUUAUGUUUGGCGAGUCGCACUCUGUUCUCAAGCCAAACACGUACAAGAAGGUGUUCAUCGUGUCGGAUGUGAUCUCGUUGAUCUGCCAGAGUGCAGGCGGCGGCAUUGCUGCCUAUUUGGCCAGUGCUGGAAGUGCUUCCCAGGCAGGAAACUACCUCAUGCUUGCUGCCUUGGCCUUCCAAGUGUUCUCCAUGACCAUCUACAUCUUCCUCACUUUGUUGUUUUUCUUCCGUGUGUGCCAAACAGUCCAAUCCGGCAGAUGCCUUCCUUCCGAGUACGCACACAUGCGGCAAAACAGGAUGUUCAAGAUGUACGUGGUGGCAAUGUUUGUCUCAACGCUGUUCAUCUACAUCAGAUGCAUCUACAGGGUUGCAGAAAUGAGUCACGGUGUUGAUGGCCCGUUGACCCGGAACGAGAUCUGGUUCCUUGUCUUCGAUGCCUCCAUGGUUAUUGCUGGUGUUUCCACGCUGACAACUUUCUAUCCGGGUGCAGCUUUGGGUAAGGGUGCAUUCAGCGGCAUCGUUUACCACAAUGUUAGGGAAAACGGGUCUGACACUUGCCCACUAAAGCUGGAUGGCAUGAAGAACGAGAAGCGGGCGAUGGCAUGCUGA